Molecule: messenger RNA, 1781 nt
Organism: Eruca vesicaria subsp. sativa (arugula)
Lineage: Eukaryota; Viridiplantae; Streptophyta; Magnoliopsida; Brassicales; Brassicaceae
Source: the annotation of a GenBank genome assembly
CUUUUCUUUUGAAUUCCAUACUUCUUUAUUUUCCUCUCUCCCAAAAUUCAAAACUACUUUUUCCCUCACCGUUAACGGAAAAAAAAAAAUGCAACCUCCGAUUCGUAACCCUAGCCCUGACCGUCACCACUUCGACUUCCUGAAACCGCUUCUCAACGACUCAACCAAGCAAUUCUUGCUACAACACCAAACCGGCCGAACCGAUUUCUCCGAUUUCGAAUCAAUCUUCACUCGCCUCCUCAAAGACCACCCCGAUCCACCUCUCGAGCUCCUCUGGUUCUACUCCGCCGUCGUCUUCCACUCCUCGAAGAUCGAAUUCAACAACGACUCCGUCAAGCUAACGAGAAGCCUCUUCCAGAUGCUCGUCCCUCUCUCCCAGACCUUCUCCGGGGCGAAGAAGGUAGCUAUGCUGUCUCCUCUCGUUUACAAUCUGAAUCGGUUAGUUGAGACUAGGAGAGGAGACGUUUUGGAGUUGUUAGAUGCGAUUGUAAGUUACGUUAGCGCGUAUUGUGUCGAGGAUGAACAGGGAGAUGUAGAGGAUGGUUUGUUGAUGGUGACUGGGUUUAGUUUCGCUGAUUUGAGUCAGGUUUGGGUUGUGGAUGAAGUGGGGGAGAUUCGGGGUGAUUGUUUGGAGAUGUUUAUGCCUUUUGUUAGUGAAAGAUUGCGUAGAGAGGUUGGUUCUGAGUCUUGUAGCGUUGGUUACUUAGCUGGAAUUGUAGCUUCUCAGCUUCUUUUGCUCAAUUUGGGAUUGAGGUUUGAUGAUUCGGUGUUACGAAAAGAUCUGCGAGAGUAUGUGCUUGAGAUGAUCAAAGGGUUCCAUAGUUGCUACUUCUUUGAUGGGAUUCUCAAGAUGCUUCUGGUGGAGCCACAUCUGCAUCUCACUCCACUACUGGGUCCAGAAGAUGAAGCUACUUUAACGGGAACCAUAACAGAAGCUGUGAUUGAAUCAGCGGAGGAGCUAUUCCUCAGUCCUGGAAGUGGAAAUUCUCAAAGAAGUUUACAGUUAAAGAACAUUGCUAUCAACUGGUUGUUACUUUUUGGCAAGGCUUCUCUUAGGAAAACUGAAGAUCAAGAGGAAACCAGCAGGUACAUGAACAUGUUCUCCAAGUCAUGUAUACCUUUUCACUUGAUCAACUGGGUGAUCAGUCAAGGUGAAGUGAUUAGAGAUGUGGACACUCUGCUAAACUCCACGCCUUUAUCCUUCAUCGAAUGGCUUGUAUCGCUUGAAGAGCUAGAAGUAAAGGUUUUUGACUGUGAAGAUUCAAAGAAUUAUGCGAAAACAGUGAUUCACUGGUCAAGAUCAGAUCUCAGUCUCGAAGCCACAUUGAUGAAACAACAAGAGGAGGUUGAUCAAGAUGCAAACAUGGGUGAUGAUCAUCAAAUUGUGUCAUCUAUCUCAAGAAAACGUAAAGAAGAGAGGCCUGAUCAGGAGGGUGGUGAAACGAAAAUGAAGCUCUUCAAACACAGACACAACAACUUUCAGCAGGAGUCCAGGUUGCAACCUUUCGUAUUCUCGGAUCGUUUGGUGAAUGGGAAAGAGGUUGGAGUUUCAGACAUGGAGCUCUGAGUGCUCAACAACCACUUGAAAAUCGACUUAGCAUGAGACCCUACAUAUGGUAGAAAUGCUGGGGAAGUAAUAAUUGUUGUCCAGAGAUUUUAACAAGUCAUUUUGUAACUUUUAGGAUCUACUUAACCAAAAAAAAAAUCUAUUAUUGUGGAUCUUUAUAUCGUAGAGUAAACUCUUGAAGUCCUUUAUAGAUCAGCAGUGUCUUUGAAUCGCC